Molecule: messenger RNA, 485 nt
Organism: Brassica napus (rape)
Lineage: Eukaryota; Viridiplantae; Streptophyta; Magnoliopsida; Brassicales; Brassicaceae
Product: 60S ribosomal protein L39-1
Exons: 3
Coding region: 169-324 (51 amino acids)
Biological process (GO): translation
Cellular component (GO): ribosome; cytosolic large ribosomal subunit
Molecular function (GO): structural constituent of ribosome
Source: RefSeq, a predicted model, not a curated record
AGGUCUGAACAAUGGGCCUUUUUCCAGCCCAACUGAAAACCUCUGCAACCCUAAAAUCCUGUCGCCAUAUAAAAACCACCGUCGUCGCUUACUACAGUUUUCUUUCUCAGAUUUAGGGUUUCUCUCAGUUUCGGCUCGGUCCCAGAACCAAGAUCGCAGGGCUUCAAGAUGCCGUCGCACAAGUCAUUCAUGAUCAAGAAGAAGCUUGCCAAGAAAAUGAGGCAGAACAGGCCAAUCCCUCACUGGAUUCGUCUUCGCACUGACAACACCAUCAGGUACAACGCAAAGCGUAGACACUGGCGCAGAACCAAGCUUGGAUUCUAAGCUGUCUUACUUUUGCCUAUUUGUGAAAGCUCUGUUCUUUCCAAGACAUUGUUUUCCUUUGUUCGGUUCUUUAGCGUUUUGUUCUUUCAGUUUUGAUUUGUGGCAGUUACGUUGUUCACAGUUGUGUAAGACGAUCUUUAAUCUAUUAUGUUUCCAGAUUA